Molecule: messenger RNA, 420 nt
Organism: Caenorhabditis angaria
Lineage: Eukaryota; Metazoa; Nematoda; Chromadorea; Rhabditida; Rhabditidae
Source: the annotation of a GenBank genome assembly
AUGGAAAAAUAUCAAUUUAGUAGCAAAUUUGUGGGCGAGACGAGUACCGAUUGGACCUAUGUUUCCGAAUGUGAGUUAUGACGUGGCAAACAGUUCUUAUAGGGGUUUACAUAGAAUUUGAGCUAGGAAGUUAGUUUUUUUGAGAGAUUUCAAAAAAAAAACCUGAAAUUAAUUUCAGACCUCUUUUCGAUUCUCGCAAUUUGCAUGGCAUUUCUCAUAGUUUAUUUAAACUACAAAGAUUCGGGUGAACUCUCAUCAAAACGUUAUAAAAAUACAAAAUUUGUUGUUUGGCAUCUGGAAGAGGAGAUAAGAAAAGCGAGGGAAAAGAAGAAUUUGCGACGAAUGGACAGAAAAAAAGGACGAAGAGAUGCGACUGAUAAUUCGCAUAGAAAAUCGAGAAGAAGUAAAGAGAAAGCAUAA